AUGCCAACUGUCAACGUAGACAAGGAAUACCUGUUCAAGGAACUUGGACGAACUUUCACAACUGAAGAAUUUGAAGAGUUGUGCUUCGAAUUCGGUAUAGAACUUGAAGAUGAUACCACCGAAUUGGAAAUGGCUGCCAAAGAAGUCGGAGCUGACAAGGCUAAAGGACUAUCAAAUCGUGGGAUUUAUAGAAUUGAUAUUCCUGCAAACAGAUACGAUAUGAACUGCUUGGAAGGCAUUGCUAGAGCAGUCAAGACUUUUCUAAGUGGUGGUCCAGCACCCGAUUAUCAAUUGUCAACGCCUACCAAAAUGCAGGAGCUCCAUAUCAAAGCAGAGACGGCACAAAUUCGGCCAUUUUGUGUAUCUGCUAUCUUGAGGAAUAUUACCUUUGACCCUAUUACAUAUGCCAGUUUCAUUGACUUGCAGGACAAGUUACAUGCUAAUCUUGGAAGGAGGAGACAGCUGGUCUCAAUGGGUACACAUGACUUGGACUCGAUAGAAGGUCCAUUCACGUACGAAGCUCUACCACCAAAGGAUAUAGUCUUUGCUCCAUUAAACAGUAGUCGAGUCAUGAAUGGUGAAGAGCUGAUGCAUUAUUAUGAUGUCGAAGCUGAGAACAGAUCAAUCGCCAAAUUUCUACCAAUCAUACGUGAUUCUCCCGUCUACCCUGUAAUUCUUGAUGCCCAACGACGAGUCUUGUCCCUUCCACCCAUCAUCAACUCGAAUCUCUCAAAAAUCAGCUUGAAUACUAAAAACGUUUUUAUUGACAUUACUGCUACGGAUCUGACCAAGGCUAAAGUUGCCUUGAAUAUGUUGGUGACCAUGUUCUCUCAGUACAGUACAGAGCAAUUCACCAUCGAGCCAGUACGAGUCUUCAAUCCAGAUGGCUCAUCAACAAUCUACCCCGACCUAUCUGUACGGUCACUCGACGUACCGGUAGACUACAUCUGCAACGACAUAGGAGUUCGUAUCCCACCAGACGAAAUCGUACGAAUCCUAAUGAAGAUGUCCUUCCUCGCCAAAGUAUCAUCUGAUCGUAAGAUGAUAUCUGUACAAGUACCACCUACACGAUCCGAUGUAUUGCAUGCAUGUGAUAUCAUCGAGGAUGUAGCUAUUGGGUUUGGAUAUAAUCAGAUACCAAAGACGUUGCCUAUAGCUAAUACUAUAGCUGCUCCUCUGCCUGUAAACAAGUUGACGGAUCAGCUGCGACGGGAGGUUGCGUUGUCUGGAUAUACAGAGGCUUUGCCGUUCAUCUUGUGCUCUCAUGAUGAAAAUUUCAAACUGCUCAAUCGAGUUGAUGAUGGUAAUGAAGUCGUUGUAUUAGCCAAUCCACGAACUGUGGACUUCCAGGUAGUUCGAAGCACACUACUACCAGGACUAUUGAAAACAGUGUCAUCCAACAAAACUAUGACGCUACCAUUAAAAAUCUUUGAGGUGUCUGAUGUGUGUCUGAAGGAUUUAUCACUUGAACGCAAGACACGUAAUCAAAGGAAUCUAUGUGCUGUGUAUUGCUCCAAGUUUGCUGGAUUUGAGCAAAUUCAUGGUCUGCUCGAUCAUCUAAUGACUAUGCUGUCUACUCGUCUCGUACCAGUAGGAGAGUCUGGUGGAUAUUAUAUCACUGAAUCCAGCAAUCCCACCUUUUUCCCUGGACGAUGUGCAGACGUCUACUACAACACGAUGAAAGUUGGGACUUUUGGGGUGUUGCAUCCUACAGUCUUGAUCAACUUCAAGAUUGAUAGUCCUUGCUCGGCACUAGAAUUCAAUAUAGAACCAUUCUUGUAA
Molecule: messenger RNA, 1782 nt
Organism: Synchytrium microbalum
Lineage: Eukaryota; Fungi; Chytridiomycota; Chytridiomycetes; Synchytriales; Synchytriaceae
Gene: SMI630
Product: phenylalanine---tRNA ligase
Exons: 12
Coding region: 1-1782 (593 amino acids)
Biological process (GO): phenylalanyl-tRNA aminoacylation
Cellular component (GO): cytoplasm; phenylalanine-tRNA ligase complex
Molecular function (GO): ATP binding; phenylalanine-tRNA ligase activity; RNA binding
Source: RefSeq, a predicted model, not a curated record